Messenger RNA from Arabidopsis arenosa, 891 nucleotides. Lineage: Eukaryota; Viridiplantae; Streptophyta; Magnoliopsida; Brassicales; Brassicaceae. The record is from the annotation of a GenBank genome assembly.
UGUUCUUUCUUCAUUUUCUCCUUUGGAAUCAUCACCCUCAUAGUAAUUUUAGAACUCUCCUUUUAGUAAAUCACACACAAAAUGGCUAUUAAACUAGUAAUUCUCUUUACCACAUUUGUCCUUUUUAGCCUCGCCGACGCUAGAAUCCCCGGCGUUUACUCCGGCAGCGCAUGGCAAAACGCACACGCCACUUUCUACGGUGGCAGCGAUGCCUCCGGCACAAUGGGAGGAGCUUGUGGUUACGGUAACUUAUACAGCCAAGGCUAUGGUACCAACACGGCAGCAUUGAGCACGGCGCUGUUUAACAAUGGUAUGAGUUGUGGAGCCUGCUUUGAGCUAAAAUGCGCCAACGACCCUCAAUGGUGCCACUCAGGUAGUCCUUCGAUCCUCAUCACCGCAACCAAUUUCUGCCCACCAAACUUGGCUCAGCCUAGCGACAACGGAGGAUGGUGCAACCCGCCACGUGAACAUUUCGAUCUAGCCAUGCCUGUCUUCCUCAAGAUCGCUCAAUAUCGUGCCGGCAUUGUCCCCGUCUCAUACCGCAGAGUGCCUUGUAGAAAGAGAGGAGGGAUAAGGUUCACAAUCAACGGUCACCGUUACUUCAACUUGGUUCUGAUCACUAACGUGGCUGGAGCAGGAGACAUCGUGAGGGCUAGUGUGAAAGGUUCACGGACUGGUUGGAUGAGUUUGAGCAGGAACUGGGGACAAAACUGGCAAUCUAAUGCUGUUUUGGUUGGUCAGUCACUUUCUUUCCGUGUCACAGGCAGUGACCGUAGAUCAUCUACUUCCUGGAACAUGGUUCCUUCUAACUGGCAGUUUGGUCAAACAUUUGUCGGGAAGAAUUUCAGGGUUUAAGGCCGAGUUUCGAGAAACUAAAAUUUGGAGGAAAUC